UAUUCUGAUUAUGACCCCACGUGCUUAACUUGAGGUGGUUCGCAUCGCAUAGCAAUAGUUGUACAUUAUCACUUUCGUGUCACCAUCGACAGACAAAAUGGGAAAACGUGAAUACGAAGGCGACGGCGAAACCCCCAAGACAAAGAAGACCAAAAAGUCACUUGCAGACGUAACCGACGCCGAAGAAACUUUAGUCGAUGGUGGAGGUGACCAACUGACUUACGAGCAAAAGCUCAAUAACUGUAAUGCGGUCGCCCUUCCGAUGGCUACGGAGAAAGAUUGCAAGAAGGUGUACAAGUUGUUGAAAAAAGCCUCAGAGAAGGAAAACGAACUCCGGGAGGCUCGCAAAAGCUCCAAGGCAAAGGUCAAGCCGGCACUAACAUGUGGCAUCAAGGCUGUGCAGCGCGCUCUCCGAAAAGAAGAAAAAGGAUUAUGCAUUCUGGCCGGUGAUAUUUCUCCUGUCGAUAUUUACUGCCACUUGCCCAUCGUUUGCGAACAGAACCAAAUUUCGUAUAUUUACGUACCAAGCCGUUACGACAUCGGCGGGGCCAUGGGCCUUAAGAGGCAGUGCUCCGUUGUGCUGGUGCACCCACACGAGGAUCUGAUAAAGUACUAUGCUGCCGUUGAAGAUCUCAUGGAAAAACGUUUUAAUACUGUCGAUUUCCAAUCCAUUACUGCAGCGUAAAAACUGCUAAUUCUAUAAAACCAAUGAUAGAAAACAAAUAGUCUGAGUAAAAGUGUACGAGGGUCAAACGUGCUCACUAUUUUUUAUGUUAAUAGAGCAUCGGGGGUUAAACUAUGUAAAAAAGUGAUGCAUUUAGAUUGGGUAUUGGCUUAUCUCUUUGCUGUAGGGCAAACGACAUGAGAAGAAUCGUUAUCCCUUUCUUUCUUUGACGAAUAGUUGCGUAUCUGCUUUGUCAUUGUAACCCAUUGUAAUAAAAAGGCUGUGUAAACGAAAACGUAGUAGGUUAUUAAUUUAAAUAAUCACAUUUUCAUUUGCUUGGUUUUUUUUUUAUCUAGACGUUAAGGUAGGUUCAGAGAGCUCGAAAUAAUGUCAAAAAUGGAACAUUGUAUUAAAACGUUGAAUGAAACCUAAUUUUAAUAAACGUGUGUGUAUAUAUAUAUAUAUAUAUAUAUAAUGAAAUUUAUCAAUGCAAUAAAACGUGUUGAAGUAUUUCA
Molecule: messenger RNA, 1179 nt
Organism: Varroa destructor (honeybee mite)
Lineage: Eukaryota; Metazoa; Arthropoda; Arachnida; Mesostigmata; Varroidae
Gene: NHP2
Product: NHP2 ribonucleoprotein
Source: RefSeq, a predicted model, not a curated record